Racocetra persica is the source of this 341-nucleotide messenger RNA. The record is from the annotation of a GenBank genome assembly. Lineage: Eukaryota; Fungi; Glomeromycota; Glomeromycetes; Diversisporales; Gigasporaceae.
AAAAACUUAUUUCAGAAUUAACAUCCAACACCUCUGAACAAAACACAGAUACGAUAACUUCUUACCCAGUAACAGCUACCGAAACCAACCCACAGCCUAUUGACUUUCUAAAUUUAUAUACUAAAAUUACCUCUGCCGAAUGUGAUAUUCAGAAACCAAACCAGAAUGUUAUUAUUCAAUACUAUAAUUUUGGGAUAGGUAUAGCAAAACGUUUUAAGUUCUAUUAUGAAAAAACAUACAAUAUAAAUGAUGCUAAUAGUGAGGUUAAAAAAGAAAUCGAAAAACAACUUCCCGAUGGCACUCCAGAAACUACUAUUCGGAAGAGAAAAGAGAGGGCAUAA